Malassezia japonica is the source of this 387-nucleotide messenger RNA. RefSeq names its product RNA binding protein snu13 (gene SNU13). Gene Ontology annotation, cellular component: small-subunit processome; cytosolic large ribosomal subunit; box C/D methylation guide snoRNP complex. Gene Ontology annotation, molecular function: RNA binding. The transcript has 2 exons. NCBI's taxonomy places the organism in Eukaryota, Fungi, Basidiomycota, Malasseziomycetes, Malasseziales, Malasseziaceae. The coding region runs from base 1 to 387 and encodes 128 amino acids. Gene Ontology annotation, biological process: mRNA splicing, via spliceosome; ribosome biogenesis; maturation of LSU-rRNA. The record is from RefSeq and is a predicted model, not a curated record.
AUGUCCGAGUCCGAAGUCAACCCCAAGGCCUUCCCCCUCGCCGAUGCUGCGCUUACCAACCAGAUCCUUGAUCUGGUGCAGCAGGCUUCGCACUACAAGCAGCUGAAGAAGGGUGCGAACGAGGCGACCAAGACGCUCAACCGUGGUAUCUGCGAGUUCAUCGUGAUGACCGCGGACGUCGAGCCGAUUGAGAUCGUGCUGCACCUGCCCCUGCUGUGCGAGGACAAGAAUGUGCCCUACGUCUUCGUCCCCUCGAAAAUUGCCCUCGGCCGCGCCUGUGGCGUGUCGCGCCCGGUCGUCGCCUGCAGCGUGACCACGAACGAGGCCCGCGAGCUCCAGAGCCAGAUCCAGACGAUCAAGCUUGCGAUCGAGCGUCUCCUGAUCUAA